UUCCAAAAUCAAAACCCUGACAUCUUCUUCAUUCUCUUCGAUUUCAAUGGCGUCGUCUCCGAAACUCAACGAGUAUGAACGCAAGCGACUCGAAAACAUUCGUCGCAACAAUGAAAUGAUGGCUGCACUCAAUGUUCAAUCCAAAGCCACCGCACUAUCCAAUCAUUCCAAGAUUGUUACCAAAUCCAAAGUAAAAUCGGACAAAAAACCCAAAACUGAAACCCCAAUUGUUAGCAGACACUCACUUCGAAAAAGAGGUAUUCCACCUGAUUCAGAAGGGUUAUUUUUAAAAUCCAACACUUCUACUCAUAAUUCCCCCAAUAAAGCUAAGAACUUUGUUCAAAAUUUGGGUCCUAUUUCCAUGAAGGAUGCUUACAAAGGCGUAGAUGAUUCUGAUCGUUCUUUUAUUGAAUCACUUGUUGGUAUGUCGAAUAAGGAGCUCUCAGAAGAAAAACUUAAUGGGUCUGCAAAAAAGAUCAAAACCGAGUGUUCCCUCGACUUGGAAUCUUUGUCUCUGGAUCCUGAAAAUAUAGCAAGCGUCCUUCCUGGAAGGAUAACUCAAGUGCAGUUUUGUCCUUCCAAGGAUGUUAACAUGAUAGCAGCUGCUGACAUAUUUGGGGAUAUUGGGUUUUGGAAAGUUGGAGAAAGUGAGAUUUUUUUGUACCAUCCACACGAGGCUCCCAUUUCUGGGAUUUUGUUUCAACAACAUUGCUUGUCAAAGAUAUACACAAGUUGUUAUGAUGGAUUUAUUCGGAUGAUGGAUGCAGAGAAGGAAAUUUUUGAUAUGGUUUAUAAUGGUAGUGAAAGUGAUAAUGGAUGCAUAUAUGCUCUCUCACAACCAAAGAAUGAUGCAAACUGCUUAUACUUCUCUGAGGGUAAAGGGGGUCUGGCAGUAUUGGAUAACAGGAUAGGAAAAUGUUCAUCCCACUGGGAUUUGCAUGAAGCUAGAAUUAAUACAAUAGAUUUCAACCCUCAAAGCUCUCAUAUUGUAGCUACCAGUUCCUCUGAUGGAACUGCGUGUACUUGGGAUUUGAGAUGUAUUGGAGGGCCUAAGCACACAGCCUUGAGGACAUUUCCUCACAAAAAAUCUGUGCAAUCAGCCUAUUUCUCUCCUUCUGGAUGCAGUCUUGCCACUACAAGCAUUGCCAACACAGUUCGUAUAUACAGUGGAGUGAAUUUGGAGUAUAAGACUUCUGUUUAUCAUUUCAAUCAGACUGGAGGAUGGCUUUCUACUUUCAGAGCAAUAUGGGGCUGGGACAAUUCCCAUCUCUUCAUUGGGAACAUGGACGGAGGUGUCGACAUCGUCUCAACAGUUCAAAAGGCAACAGUAAAGACUUUAGAGAUCCCAGACAUCGUCUCAACAGUUCAAAAGGCGACAGUAAAGACUUUAGAGACCCCAGACAUGUCUGCAAUUCCAUGUAGAUUUGAUGCACACCCUUACAAUGUUGGGAUGCUAGCAGGAGCUACAAGCGGAGGCCAGAUCUAUGUUUGGACGGACCCAAAUCUCCUGCAGUCAAAAAAACACACAUUCACACAUUCAAGUGUGCCAGACUGUCGGAUCAAAAUUGAACAGCUCUGAUUUAAAAUUGUUAAUUUGGAAAAAUCAAAUUUAUUUUUCUGAACCACUUGAUCAAGAUCAAACAGUCCCUAUUAUCUUGACUGUGUGAAUGCUGCAAAAAAUUAACAAACAGUCCCUGUGAUUCUGUAUCUGGAAUUGCCAUUUAUCCUCAGUUUUGCUUGUAACCAUGUCACAUUGCCUAGUAUUUUAUAUCCUAAUAGGAUCAGCUAAUACAGUAAGUUGUAGAAAUUAUCAAUUUUAAUUAAUGAAAUGUUUGAGCAGGAAAA
This is a messenger RNA of Vicia villosa (hairy vetch), 1845 nucleotides long. RefSeq lists its product as uncharacterized. Gene Ontology annotation, molecular function: DNA binding; protein binding. The coding region runs from base 47 to 1579 and encodes 510 amino acids. Gene Ontology annotation, cellular component: nucleus. The record is from RefSeq and is a predicted model, not a curated record. NCBI's taxonomy places the organism in Eukaryota, Viridiplantae, Streptophyta, Magnoliopsida, Fabales, Fabaceae. Gene Ontology annotation, biological process: regulation of DNA damage checkpoint. The transcript is spliced from 5 exons.